This is a messenger RNA of Caenorhabditis elegans, 1595 nucleotides long. RefSeq names its product DUF4781 domain-containing protein (gene Y47G7B.2). The transcript has 4 exons. The record is from RefSeq and is marked reviewed. The coding region runs from base 77 to 1345 and encodes 422 amino acids. Lineage: Eukaryota; Metazoa; Nematoda; Chromadorea; Rhabditida; Rhabditidae.
UUAAAAGUUUACAUGUAAACACCGCAUUCCGUUUUCAAUAUUCAUUCUUUCCGUCUUCUGCGAACGCCUCAAAACAAUGGAGGCACAUAUUGCUGCUAAAAUGGCCGUAGGUUCAGGCGGCCUACUUUCCACCAUGCUUACCAGACUUCUCGGUCCGAAACUCGGAGCUUAUGUUUCUACAAGGCUCGGAACAGUCCUCGGCACCAGGCUCAGUGCCCUACUCGCCACAAAGCUUGGUGCAAUCAUUGGCACAAGUACUGCAACGUUGGUUGUUGGUAUGCUUUCAUGGGCGGUUUACCUUGGAAGCAUCGGAUAUUGUGCUUACGCGCUGAUCAAAUUAUUUUCUUUACACAGAGGGAUCGCUUACUCGUCAGAUGAGAGAAAAACUUCCUCGAGUCGUGCAAAUUACCAAAGUACUCCUGAGAGCACGAAUUCUUUGAAUCGUACAUCAGAAUAUUGGUAUGAUCCCACUUUCGAUCAAGUCGUCAAGUCUAGAAAUCCUCCGAGUCAAGAAGCGAUUCGUGUGAUCGGCAAUUUCCAAGAAGAUGGAUCGACUACGGAGGAGAUCUUUGAGCUGUUCAAAGCACAGCAACGCGAUGCCUUCAACCCGAAGUUCCGCUCCGAUGCGGGCAGCUACAACACGAGCGAUAAGCGCUCCAGUAGAGGUGGUUUCUACUCAUCCCAGGAGCCCAAAGACACAUUACAAGAUCGUCAUCCGAAUGUGUUCCUUCAAAAUGAGCAGAAUCCCAACAACAACAACGGGAAGGUUGAGAAUCUCUAUGCUUCAAGGAAUCAGUUCUGGAUGAGCAUCGUGGCUCCGGAGAAUUUCUCGUAUACGAUGGUUGCCCUGGCGAACAAUACACGUGAAGGACUUCUCCAUUCAUUGAUUAGACAUGGUCAUGAGUUCAAAUUUGGUGAAGAUCUUCUGGAUGCGCUUCCGGGAAAUCUGAAACAACUGGUGCAACAGCUCAGAAAGGAGAACAACCGCGAUCUGAAUAUUGUGCUAGAGAAGGAGAUUCAGAAAUUGUCCGAAUCGGAGUAUCGAGAUCUGCUCAAGCUCUUGGAAAAGUUCCAAACCUAUAUCCAGCAAAUCGUUCAACGCGGAAAUUACAUUGGUGAACGUGUGAACAUCAACGGCCAGAUGCAGGUUUACUGGAAAAUCAACGAUAAGGAAGUCCUGGUGACGGCUCUUUCUGAGCAGUUGUACUGUGGAAAUGUGCAGUAUGACGCUGGAGGAAGGGCUCGACCAAUUCGGAAAAUUAUCACUUGUUUUGUGACGAGUGCUGAAAAUGUUAGGUCACUUACAGUCAACAAGUGGCCAGUCACAAAGUUUUUCGGGAAUUAGCUUGUUCUUGAUUCUCAAAAGCUUAAAAUUUUUUCCUAUGAGAUUCUUAUUCCCACCCCAAUUCGUAAAUUUUCCUAGAUUCUCAUUCACAUUCUUGCAUACUUUUUCCUCAAAAUUAUAAAUCUCACUUGUUCUUAAAAUUUCGGUAAUAUUACUUUAUUCUUUUAUUUUUAUUUCAGCUAGUUUUCCAUUGAAAUGUUUUUGUUGUUUUUGUUACUUUAAGCGUUAUAAAAAAUUGUUAACCAACAAA